This is a messenger RNA of Scatophagus argus, 1890 nucleotides long. RefSeq lists its product as uncharacterized. Gene Ontology annotation, molecular function: DNA binding; transcription corepressor activity. Bases 400 to 1320 code for a protein of 306 amino acids. Gene Ontology annotation, cellular component: nucleus. Gene Ontology annotation, biological process: positive regulation of neuron differentiation; negative regulation of Notch signaling pathway. The transcript is spliced from 6 exons. The record is from RefSeq and is a predicted model, not a curated record. NCBI's taxonomy places the organism in Eukaryota, Metazoa, Chordata, Actinopteri, Scatophagidae.
AUCGCAAUUGGUUAAUUUAGGAAUUUCGAUAAGCAGGAAAUUGUACUAGGGAAAAUACUUCCCUCGGGGAAUAGGUUUCCGUAGCUUUGUUCCGCACAUAAUUGUAAAAAUAUAAAUUUCACAACACCAUACUCUUAUACACACGUGAACCAUACAUAGUAAAAGAUAAAUAUAGGAGUAGUAUUUCAAACAUAUUUAACCGGAAACGUUUUGCGCGGCUGCCAAAAAUGAGCCGUAAUUGUAUCAGGAUCUAUGAACUGUACUACUGCAGUAGUACUACUACUUCCUCUACUACGCAGUAUUUCCAUUUACUGCGCUGUCUCUGUCCACAGUGAGUGUGGUUACUGUUUAUCCCCGAAGUCGAGCUGAACGGCCAGAUUUUCUUUUAUUUUUUGAUCCAUGCCCCCCAAGAGAGACGCAGGAGCGACUCCGACACAACCACCAGUAAAGAUGAUAAAAAUUGGCACUGAUGCACAGGAGUUUGGCUGUAAUCCAGUGGAUGAGAAGUAUAGGUUGCCCGAGGAGUCCAGCUACUCACCUUUUCCCAGCAAUGAGCAUGACACCAUUGAAUUUGACGAAGAAAAUGUUUCAAGUCCAGGUAUCAGAACAGACACCAUCAGUCUCCUCAUGAAGAUAGAGCAACUGCAGGCACAACUCAAAUACGAACGCAGAUGUAGGAUUUUGGCAGAGAGAGAGUUGAGAGAACUGAAAGAGAUGAACACGCUCAUGAUGCAGAUGAGGCACACAGCACAUGAGCUACGAGUCACUCUGGAUCACGUUCUGCAAGGUGGCGAGGCAGCAGUCGCACCACAGACCUCUCAGGAUGAAACUGUCUCUUUCCUGAAUGAGGCUGAGGCAGAGAUGGGAGCUGUUCAUAAUAUAGCAGAGGAUAAUCACAACUUCUUAUAUCUGGCUGAGAAUCUUCGAGUACCGAAAAAUCUUUAUGAGCGCAUCGCAGAGAUUGCAGACUACAAGAAAUACACGUCAGCACUGCUGAUGAUCCUUUUUGACAGAGAAACAUUGGCCACACACUCUCUGCAGGGUCGGAGGAACACAUUUACUGGAGAAGAUUGUCCAAAGCCUCAACUCCCUCCUGAUAUCCUGAGAGGUAUAAUCGAUCAUGUGGCAGUCAAGUUCGGUGUAGAUCGCAGCCAAAUCAAAACCGCAAUCCGCACAAAGCUGAACAAUGAGGACAAACUAUUGAAAAAGAGACUGGGUCUGGGGAAAGUUGAAAACAAAGCUGUCAACGAUCAAAGCUUUUGCCAAGAUGCUUCUCUCCUGCCUGAAAAUGGAGCAAUGAGAAAUGAUUCUCAGUUGUAGCCUUUUGAGUCUGCCUUCAUCUGUUGGUCACCAGUUUUCCAUAUCUGAUAUAAAUGUGUGACAGGUUCCGUUUUUAAUCAGCAUCUAGUUUGUUCCAUAUUGAAAUCUAGUGCUUGAUAUUAGUUAUUUUUUAACACUUCUUAGAAAUCUUACUUGUUUUUUUUUUACUGUGACAGCUGUUGUCUAUAAUGUAUUGAACCAAUGAAGACAUUGGUCGGCACUAUAAAAUGUCACAUGUGUAAUUGUCAGUGGUAAAAACAACCAAGUGUUCUUAUUUAAUUUCAGAUAGCAAGCGGCUGUGUCAGAUCUGUGAAGUCGGCCUUUCUCAAACAGUGAAACUGUUUAAACUUUGUAACAGGGACGUCAUUUGUUCCCUGUUGUUCAUGACAGAAUGUGCAUUACACCAAUUGAUACUGUGCUAAUGGUAAUAGAAUAGUGUUAUUUGUAAAACUUUUUACAAAAGUUGUAAAAUAUGCUGUGAGUGAUAAUCUUCCUGCUUCCACAACAUCUCUUUCAUCACCUCUCUGUUGAGAUUAGCCACGUUAAUGACCAAUAAACUUUUCAAACUGA